AUGAGCCACGUCGUUGCCGCGCAUGAAAACGAUGAUCUUCCAUUACUAAGUAGAGCUCAAAAUAUCGAUCACUCAACCACCACUAUUCCUACUAGUACUACUACUAGUACCACCACCACCACCGCUGAGGUUGUAGAUGCCAGUAGGAGCGGCUGCGGUGAUGGGUCGCGGCAACUGGUUCUUACCCCGACUGUGCUAGAUGAUCACGGCAACAUGUUGAACCUGAGUAAUCCAGAUUUCCUUCCGCCCGAUCCCGACCUUCUGUCUCCGUCCAUUGGCUCCUCCCAUGGGUCACUCAGACAACGUCGAAAAUCCCCCGUUACUGUGCAAGAAUGGGUGGCCUCUCUACCUCCACCUCAUGUCCUCCAGCGGCAAAACUUUGUCUCCACCGAUUUGGAAGACAACCACGUGCUCAUGGGUUCCACUGUAAAUGGAGGCCUCGGGACUAGUAGCAAUUGUACAAAUGGAGGAGUGGAUCUCCAAGUUAAGGGCCAAUUGGCCUCUGGAGAACCGCAAUUCACUGCGCAAACACUGCAAAAAGAAAACGAGCAACAAUAUGGCGAGUCUUCCGCGUCAGCUAAAGACGAAAGUCAUCAAUACGAUAAUGAUCAUCCCCACAACAAAGAUGACUUUGCACUUCUCGAGUCGAGUCUGGAUGGUCCCACGGCGCAAAUGGAAAACGCGGCCGAUGAUCUCAAACUUGGUGCCGAAGCUGAGCCAUCACCACUUCAACUUUUGCGCCCGCUCCCAUCAUCAUCAUUAUCAUCACCAUCUUCGUCCCUCUACCCUCAUGAUCUGUUGAGCCACGUCCAUGAAUCCAUACCAAUGUCAGAAAAUGGACGCCAUCAUCAUCAUCAUCUUCAUCGCCAUGGUCAUCACGAGAACGAGGAUGUUGGUCCACGAUCUCGUGACUUCGGACCGGGGUUGAAGAGUAGGGAAACCAGCUCAACUCGAGUGAAAGGCCAUGGACCAUCAGGCAAUGCCAACGACACGCUUGAGGCACGACGGAGGAUUUUUCUUCAGUCCCAUGAUCACCAUUCCUUUCAGUCAGACAUAUCAGCAUUCACGGUAUCAAGCGUGGACAGCGUACUCCUUUCAAGAGAGGUUGAUCCAAGCGAGCUUUUGAUGGACCUAGGAUUUGGUGGCCAAUCUUUGGAUCUUCUGGCCCGAAUUCCGCUCCGCUUUUUUGGACCCUCGCGGGCUCGGGGCAUAUGUGUGGAGGACUUCUUGCGAAAGCAGGAGGAGUUGGCCGAGAAAUUUGAUAGCGGAUUUGAUGGAUAUCGGGGACUGAAUGCAGGUUCAUCCAGCACCCGACCCUCCGAAUUAGUUGAAAAGAUCAUCGACAAGAUUCGUUCCCAAGAGCGUCUUCUGAGGCGUCAGCCCACGUAUCUCUCGUGCCGGUCAUCCCAAUGGGCUAGUAGUGCGUCACUCAACCUCCCACCCGGCCUGGCAAGUGCAAUGUUCUCAUAUAGUUCCCACCACAAUCAAUUCGCCAUUCCCAAAGCUUCUUCCAACAAUGGAUUUGCCUCUAUUGUGGGCCACGCCCAACAUCACCAAUUAGCUUUCAAACGACAGAUGCAACCUCCCUUGAGAGGCGUCAAGGCUUUCAGGGCUAUGGCUCACAGCGUGUUGAGUCCAGCCAAUCGUCAAUUUAUCGAGGAUCAACAAGAGAAGUCUGAAAAGCCGCCGGAAGAUCGGACCCUGGUUAUUGGCAAUAACACAUUCCGUGUGGAUGAGGACCUCAAAGUGAUUGAAGAGGAAGACGAGAUUCCAGAAGACGAUGCAAUGUGCCGAAAGUCAGAUGUAUCCGGCGUCGAGCUAAGAUCGUGGCCAAAGCUCGGCCUCUUAACCAAGCGUGAUUCCACUCUGUCCAUUCAGAGCUCGUGCAGCGUAGACAGUGAUUGGUCGGAUGAAGAGAUGGAAGAGAUCGAAAAGCAGCUGGAAGAUAUUCAAGAGAUGUCCCAGGCCUUGGACAAGCAACUCCUUGAUGAAGGAGAAGCCAGUGAAGCUCGGGCCAAAGCGACGGAGCGCUGGCAUCGGCUUCGGCGAGCCCGACACGUUGCCAUCACGCGGGUCAAAUUGGCCAAACGCGCUCAAGCGGCUUGCCAAGCGCUCGAUGACAAGUCUGUCAAGGAAGAGGAUGGAGACCAACCCCAAGAUCCAUCCCAAGAGGAAAGUGAGCCCAUUCCGGCGGAACAGAGCAUGGAUCCGGAAUCCCAACCGAUCACACCCAGCCCCCCUGUGCGACCAAUUCCACCGCGGGAAAGCCAUCAACUCCAGCGUCAAAUGACUCAUCGACAGCAACUCAUCACGGCCUCGCUGCUCCAGUCGGAUCAUCGGAUACCCCGUCGGUUUUCCUCCCAAUAUCAAUAUCAACAUCAGUAUCAAUACCAAUAUCCAUAUUGAACACCACGCUUGCUGUGGUGGUUGUUAGGAAUUAUUACAUUGUUUUUUUGUAUGUAUAUUGUAGAGCUCCUAUGUGAUCCUUGAAAACAAGUCUAGCCAUUGCAUUGUCCCACCUAAACUACUUAGUCUCAUGAUUCCAUUCUAGCAAUAAACGAUAUCUUUUAUUUCCUUA
Tigriopus californicus is the source of this 2578-nucleotide messenger RNA. RefSeq lists its product as uncharacterized. The transcript has 8 exons. The coding region runs from base 1 to 2406 and encodes 801 amino acids. Gene Ontology annotation, molecular function: signaling receptor binding. NCBI's taxonomy places the organism in Eukaryota, Metazoa, Arthropoda, Copepoda, Harpacticoida, Harpacticidae. The record is from RefSeq and is a predicted model, not a curated record.